AUGUCUAAAAGAAGUGAGCAGCAGGUAAGGCAUGAUAUUUUUGCGUUGAUGUACACAUCUUUCGUUAACAAGGUUGUCAAGGACGGGGCGGGAAAGGAUGGGGGGAUGUUCAGAAUUGGAGCAAGGAUCGGGGAAAGGAUGGCUGAUGACUUCUUCUUCACAGCAAGCCCUAGAAAGCCGAUGGGUCUACUCGAUGUGUCAAGAGAUGUAUCUGAGACAUUCUUUCCACACUACUUCUCGUUCCGCCCCGCAUACAGCCAAGGUAUCAUUGCCCUGGGAAAGUUCCCGAUGCUUCAGUACACCAGAAGGGAAAAGGAAUGCCUAGAGAUGAUAUGCGGAAUCUUAGAAGGGGUAUAUGGCUACGUGUCGAAGGAGGGCAUUUCAUUUGAGGCAUCGGAGUACAACGGGGAGUAUUGUAUAAUAGUGAGAGACGGGGAGCGUAAGGACCCUGUCGUGAUGAGGUUCAAUGAAGAAGUAGACGAGGGCCAAGGCAUUUGUUUUGAGCCCCGGGAUGUUGUUUCUUCCAAAUAA
Encephalitozoon hellem ATCC 50504 is the source of this 531-nucleotide messenger RNA. Its product is annotated as transport protein particle component. The record is from RefSeq and is a predicted model, not a curated record. The coding region runs from base 1 to 531 and encodes 176 amino acids. NCBI's taxonomy places the organism in Eukaryota, Fungi, Microsporidia, Unikaryonidae. The transcript has a single exon.